Molecule: messenger RNA, 3175 nt
Organism: Diaporthe batatas
Lineage: Eukaryota; Fungi; Ascomycota; Sordariomycetes; Diaporthales; Diaporthaceae
Exons: 2
Coding region: 656-2497 (613 amino acids)
Biological process (GO): secondary metabolite biosynthetic process
Molecular function (GO): flavin adenine dinucleotide binding; oxidoreductase activity, acting on CH-OH group of donors
Source: RefSeq, a predicted model, not a curated record
CUCGCAUCCUGGACCGUCAGACCGUGUAGGUUCUGUCUGCAUCACUAUGGACUCGUCCCCGAGAGCCGAGUCCAAUUGUACAUAUUACUUCAACGGUCACUACCCUUCCUAUCAUUAUCACUGCUUGCCUCCAGCUGCGGUGGUCUCGGUCCAAAGGUCCUGGCCCGACCCGGAAAAGACAUCUUUGAGACAUCUGGACCGAAGCAUUAGCUCCCCCAGUUGCUGAUGCGAUCAAGACACAAGUCGGUUGCUCGGCUGGUCUAGCCGUCAUGGACCAAUCUCGUCAGACACGGCGCGGGGUGAUGAGAGACGGCGCGUCGGUAAGCAUUGAAUGAUCCCACCGCUCUGCCGGGUUGCAGGGCCCCCGUCGACCUGGCGCCCGGGGGCUGAGGGCUUGUUAGCCCAAUUCUGUCUUUUACCCGACAAUGCGAGUGGGCACGAUGUCACGGUCAUUCCCACCGCCGUCCUAACAUUCGCGUGGCGUGGAUAUCGAAGGAUUUAUAGCGUCCUUGGCGUACCCUGAUGCCUAGGGAUUCUCAUUAUACAAAUUCAACCGCAUCUCCUGCCCGAAGGCACACUUCAUAGGAUAUGUGAGCUUCACGGGACGUGCAGCUGCUUCCGUGAGUGCAGCGGCAUCAUCAUCAUCAUCACCACCAUGGGCCUCACUCUCCCCUCGCUGCGCCGCGCCACGCUAGUGCUUUUGUCCCUGGCCGUUGUUUCAGGGGCAUCUGCCGACUGCAGCCCGAGUGCAUCGUCGUUUGACUUCAUCAUCGUUGGCGGUGGCACCGCUGGCCUGGCGUUGGCAACAAGACUCAGCCAAGGACUGCCCGACGACUGCAUCCUCGUCGUCGAAGCCGGCUCGCCCGCUCCGGAUGAGCUCGGCAUCAAUGUGCCGGGAAGGAAGGGGAGCACCCUUGGAGGCAGAUACGACUGGAACUUUACAACCACACCUCAACCAGGCCUGAACAGCCGGCGCAUCUCUGCGAAUCGGGGCAGGGUGCUGGGUGGAACCUCGGCCCUCAACCUCAUGACAUGGGACCGCGGAAGCGUUCCUGACUAUGAUGCGUGGGAGGCUCUGGGUAAUCCAGGGUGGAACUUUGAAAACUUCAUCUCCGCCAUGCUCAAGGUCGAAACCUUCGACCGCACGAACAAUCAGUAUGGAGAUGAAGGUGUGGGCUCCGACGGGCCUAUCCAAACUCUCAUCAACCGCUUCGUGCCCCCUCAGCAAGUCGGGUUCAUCCCAGCACUCGAGAGCCUGGGCGUACCGAACAACCUCAACUCGCUUGGCGGCGACCCUCUCGGUGUCAUGCUUCAGCCCAGUAAUAUCCGCGAGUCAAACUACACGCGGUCUUAUGCUGUCGACUACCUUUCUCUUGCGGGCCCGAAUCUGGUUAUCUGGAAUGACACGGUAGUUUCGAACAUCGUGUUGAACAAGAUCAACGGGUCAGACUCUCUGGCUGCCACAGCUGUGAAUAUCGGCGGAAACACCGUGGAGGCCGUGAAAGAGGUCAUUCUGUCGACGGGUGCCUUCCAGACGCCAACCCUGUUGGAGCUGUCCGGUAUUGGAGACCCAUCAGUCCUCGCUGCAGCUGGGAUCGACACCCAGCUUGAGCUGCCUGGUGUUGGAUCGAAUCUGCAGGACCAUCUCCGCAUACAGAACUCGUACAAACUGAAGCCGAACUACACCAUCGCAUUUGAUGAGCUUCGGACCAAUGCCACAUACGCGGCGCAGCAACUGGCUUUGUGGCAAGACAACCAGUACUCGGCAUACGACUACACUGGAAGCGGCUAUGCCUACCUCACCUGGGCCCAGGCACUCGGCAAUGCCUCCUGGGAGCUUGUGGAUCUCGCCAGACAUGUGGCGGACCCGAACAGCAAGGUCGACCAGCACAAGCUAGCAUAUCUCACCUCCGAUCUGAGCUCGCAGGUCCCCGAGGUCGAGUUCAUCUUCUCAGAUGGCUACACCGGAGUGAAGGGAGCACCGCCAGUCGGCUCGGCCGACUAUGACUCGCACUUCUUCACGCUCAUAGGGGUCAUACAGCACCCAUUCUCCAAGGGCAGUGUCCACAUCAACGCCUCCGACCCGACUGGCAAGCCCAUAAUCAACCCCAACUACGUGUCCAACCCGUACGACCUCCGGGCUGUCGUGGAAGCCGCCAAGCUCAGCCGCAAGAUUGCCCAAAGCGCCGGUCUAGCCGAGGCCUGGUCGGAUGAGUACGAGCCUGGGUUUAAUCUGGUAACAACAGAGGCUGCUUGGGAGCAGUUCGCGAGAAACACGACGCUGAGCAUCUACCAUCCGCUCGGCACGUGUGCCAUGCUUCCAAAGGAGGAUGGAGGCGUGGUGUCGCCGGAUUUGGUGGUUUAUGGCACUUCGAACCUGCGCGUUGUUGAUGCGUCGGUCAUCCCUGUCCAGCCGUCAGGUCACAUCCAGACCAUGGUGUAUGGCAUCGCGGAGCUGGCUGCGGGCAGGAUCGUUGAGCGGUACUCCAAGGCUUAAGAGCACGCUUGAUGUUCCGGAGCUUCACUUUAGAACAGGUGGUAUGACAUCUUCCGCAGCCAUCUGCCGCGGAACUCUCAGAUCUCAGUAGGGGCGGUUUCGUUCUUAAUCCCCAUACAUAUAAAGUAUGCGGCACCCUCAUACACUGUCACUUCUCAGUAACAAUAAAUGAGCGGAACAAUUCCGCCCGGUUCACAAGUUGACCUCCUUCAAUCGCAUUUACAUUGGCCGGCAUCGUUCUUCAGGUCUUGCCACCUGUCAGACUUGACAUUGCUAUGCAAUUUCCUGCUCUUCUCCGUCUCCACGGCUACGCGAAUUGUAGUGCCGGGUUGAUCCGCAUCGGACAUGGCAGGAUACCCGGGGGCCUGGACCAACAGCUACAUCUGCACAACCCCACGUCCUCGCUCGCGGAGUUAGAGGGGUUGUACCAUUCGCCCGUUCCCUGGCAGGCUUCCCUCUGAUAGGAGCGUCGAUGAAAAUUAAUAGGAGCGUGGCAUCGUAUCGUUCCCCAAGACCCAGCGCUCAUUCGAAAAUCAAUGCCAACCUUAGAAGGCAAAGCCUCCCAGAACCUGACUAUGCUGCCAUCCCACGGCACGAGAUGCCUGAGAUUGGCGAGGUUGCCAGGUGCAGGGGUGUCAUCGCAUCAUGCAGAGCUGUAGGCAUUGCAUCCGGGGUCAC